Pochonia chlamydosporia 170 is the source of this 561-nucleotide messenger RNA. RefSeq lists its product as hypothetical. Lineage: Eukaryota; Fungi; Ascomycota; Sordariomycetes; Hypocreales; Clavicipitaceae. The record is from RefSeq and is a predicted model, not a curated record. The coding region runs from base 1 to 561 and encodes 186 amino acids. The transcript has 2 exons.
AUGCGUUUCCCGCUCAUCCUCAUCUCUCUGUCGGCCAUGGCCUGCGCGGCCCCGGCCUGGCAUCAAGGACCGAUCAUCUCAGACGACGACAACCUCAUGGAGCGAAGGGACAUUGUCAAGGUUGAAAUAGUCGAGGCACACACCAGCCGCUUCACAAACACAAUCGUCACCAAAAUCACGAGAUAUGCUACGGAUGCAGCCUCCGAUGUCCAGGGGUUUCUUACCGAGUCCUUCCGUGGCGCCGUGGCGGAUGGCAACGGCGAGGUCAUGACCGUGUCUUUCGGAAAGAAGGUCGCGCCUUUUAUGAUUAACCCUGGACGAGGAAAGGGACGAGGAGGCCGUCACCACCACAGACAUAGGAUUUCGCUUUUGGGCUUCAGGAAUAGAUUGGCUGUGUUUAUUCUGGCAUUUUCUUUGGUCCUGGCCGUUGCCUGUUCCUAUCUAAGACGGGCAUAUGUUGCUUCGCUACAAAAGCCAGUCGACUCUCCUGCUCUCGACACUUCUCUAGCAGAGAAGGCCUUGUCAAGGAGCGACAGACUAGAGGAGACGACAAAAUCAUGA